Messenger RNA from Anopheles stephensi (Asian malaria mosquito), 1492 nucleotides. RefSeq names its product ADP-ribosylation factor-like protein 1 (gene Arl1). Gene Ontology annotation, cellular component: Golgi apparatus; cytoplasm. Gene Ontology annotation, molecular function: GTPase activity; GTP binding. Lineage: Eukaryota; Metazoa; Arthropoda; Insecta; Diptera; Culicidae. Gene Ontology annotation, biological process: intracellular protein transport; vesicle-mediated transport. The transcript is spliced from 4 exons. The record is from RefSeq and is a predicted model, not a curated record. The coding region runs from base 320 to 862 and encodes 180 amino acids.
ACGUCAAACAUGCAGAUGUCAAAUAUUGGAUGAUUUUUUUUCGCCAGCAAAUUUGUGUCUGACUCGUCCGGUUUUUUGUAUUCCGUAUUGUGGAUAUUUUUACGGGACUUUAUCUGUGCAAAAAAUCCCCCAAAGCGUACGCGAUUCCAGCGACUCGGCUUUUCCUGUUCCGGCUCGUAGUGAUAGAACGACGGAAGCGGCCACAUACAGCACGAAUCGGCACCAAACACACCAUAUUUCCAGCCCCAAUCGCGGUUGUCCCUUGUUGACACCGUACGUGUGCAGCACACAAAAACACACAGCAAUCGGAACGUGAAGAAUGGGCGGACUGUUCAGUUACUUUCGGGGGCUGCUCGGGAGCCGGGAGAUGCGGAUACUGAUCCUGGGGCUGGAUGGCGCCGGUAAGACGACCAUACUGUACCGAUUGCAGGUGGGCGAGGUGGUGACCACAAUACCGACGAUAGGCUUCAACGUGGAGCAGGUGACGUACAAAAACCUUAAAUUCCAGGUGUGGGAUUUAGGCGGACAGACCAGCAUACGACCAUAUUGGCGCUGUUAUUACAGCAACACAGACGCUAUUAUCUACGUAGUUGAUUCGGCAGAUAAGGAUAGGAUAGGCAUAUCAAAAGACGAGCUACUAUACAUGUUAAGGGAAGACGAACUUGCCGGAGCCAUACUGGUAGUGUUGGCCAACAAACAGGAUAUGGAAGGGUGCAUGAGCGUGGCGGAGGUGCAUCAAGCGCUCGGGCUGGAAGCUCUGAAAAAUCGAACGUUCCAAAUAUUCAAAACAUCCGCGACCAAAGGAGAGGGCCUCGAUCAGGCGAUGGAUUGGCUGUCGAAUGCGUUACAGGCGCGGAAAUAGCUUCCGCUAGGGUAGCAGCAGUGCAGUGGAGGCAGUUUUCCUGUGGCGAUCACAGCCCCUUCCCGUUACUACGUUCACUUUUCGUUCCGCCUCACCGUUUCUGCAAACCCGUGAGUGUGCGUGUGUGUGCCGAGUAGUGUGUGGAGAGAUUUCUGUAGAGUACGCUACAUUCUAGGUAAAGCUUUCGUAAGCGAAAAGCGAUAAGAGGGCUAUUGGGUCCUUCCAAGUAGCAAUAUUCUUUCUACUGAUGAGCACAGCGAUGUAUAGCCGAUACAUUGCCAGCGCGAGCCGGUGACGAUCGGAAGGUGUUCCGUACGAAAAGGGAAUUCCCUCAGCAUAACGCUUUCUUCUUAUCUUAAGCUUACGGAUAUGAAAACAAAAGAACGAUUCCUUCACGUGCCCGUGUGCCAAAGAAGGAAUGAAGCAAAUAUUCAGCAAUACACCAACUUCAUUUCGCAUUAGACGUACUCUCCUUCCCACGAAAACACUCCAAUCGUGCAAACGGAACAGCAGCACAGUCGUCACCCGGGUUCGUUAGGUCGAAGAAAGCAUUAAUUUUAUAUUUAAAAAAAUGUGUACCAUUAAAACAAAUAUUAUACAAAACAAAUGUAUUAAGUUCUCAAGCGAACA